UUCUCCGAAGAGGCUGCGCUGGACCUCAUUCGCAAGCUCAGCGAGGACAUUGGCUACCGCAUCGUCGGCACCAGCGAGCACGUCGAGGCCGAGCACCUCCUCGAGGGCAUCGUCAAGUCCUACGAGGGCUGGCACCGCACAGUCACCCUCGACGACGACAUGGGCCCGGGGAACAAUGUCACACGACCGACUGACACGCGCGGCGAUACCGAGGUCGAGGUGUGGACUCAGAUCGGCGAUGGUGCCCACCGGUUCGACUUCAUGUCCUCGGUCGUGUGGAAAAAGUACUACAGCAUGUCCAAUGUCAUCGUCCGCAUCUCGGACGGCACCGAGGAGGGCAAGGAGCACGCGGUGCUCCUCAAUGCGCACCUCGACAGCACCCUGCCCAGCCCAGGCGCGGCCGACGACGGUGUCGGCGUCGCCAUCCUGGUCGAGCUGCUGCGAAUCCUCACGACCCCUCCCCGUCCCCGGCUCCGUCACUCGGUCAUUCUCCUCUUCAACAACGGCGAGGAGUCGCUCCAGGACGCAUCGCACCUCUACGCUACCCAGCACAACGAGACCAUGGGCUCUGUCCGCGGCGUCGUCAACCUCGAGGCAUGCGGCGUGUCGGGCCCCGAACUGCUGUUCCAGGCCACGAGCGUGCCCUUUGUCGAUGCCUAUGCUACGGUGCCCCACCCCUUUGGUACUGUGCUUGCCAACGACGUCUUCUCGACCGGACUCAUCCUCUCCGACACCGACUUCCGGCAGUUUGUCCAGUACGGCGGUCUCUCGGGUCUCGAUAUGGCCGUCGUCGGCAACUCCUACCUCUACCACACCCGCAAGGACCUCAUUGAGCACUUUCAACCGGGCAUGAUCCAGCACUUUGGCGAGAACAUCAUUGCCAUCGUUGAGCACCUGGCCUCGUCGCCGCAAUCGAAGCUGGCCGUCAACCGAGCCUUUCCCAAGAAGCAGCCGCCGAUCUACUUCUCUGUCGCCGGUCGCCUCUUCUUCAACAUCCGCCCGCAGGCCUUCCAGACGAUCACCUAUGUCCUCUGCGGCUUGCUCAACUUCUUCCUCUCGACCAUGGUCCGCGCCGACCUCAGGUUUGGCUCGCUGCGUGCCGUCAUUCUCGCCGUCUUUUUCACACUCGCCAGUCUGGUGGCCGCCCUCGUCGCCAGCAACGUCGUGGCCCUUGUCAUGACACAGCUCCUGGGAAAGAGCCUCAGCUGGUUCACCCAUGAGAUGCUCCCGCUCGGCCUCUUUGGCCCACCGGCCGUGACGGCCGUGCUGACGACGCAGCUCCUCUUUUCCCUCGGCACGGACAAGUCAAAGAGGGCUUAUCUCGAACGGGCCUGCCUCGAUGGCCUCUCCAUCUUCUUCACCCUGUCUCUCCUCGGCCUCAAUGCGGCAGGCAUUGGGUCGGCCUAUCUCUGUGCGCUUGGCUCGGCCGCAUCGAUUGCCAGCGUUAUUAUCAACGACCUCGCCCUCGUGGGAUACCCGGCCAUCGAUGCCGGUGAGGUGCAACCGCACAAACGUGUCCAUCCCGCCACCUACUUCGUCCUCUCCAUCGUGCCCGCCAUCGUGGGCGUCGAGGGCCUCGCUUCCUUCUUGGACCUCUUUGUGCCCCUCACGGGGAGGACCGGCGAGAUCUCUCCGGCCGACCACAUUGUCUCGUCGAUUGUCGCUGCCCUUAGCUUCCUCUGCCUCCCCGUGACGCUUCCCCUCGCCCAUCGCAUGGGCACCCAAAGGCUGCAAAAGGCCAUCUUGGCCGGCCUGGCUCUCUCGGCGCUUUCGAUUGCCAUCUAUGCGUCGCCAGCCCUGCCGACAUUCGACGCAGCGCACCCCAAGCGCGUCUUUGUCCAUUACGUCCAGAACCUCACCGACGACAGCUUCUGGAUGAACAUGGGUGGUGCUGACCCCGACGUCGCCGGCCUCAGCCGAAUCGUUGAGGAUGUUCACGCAAACAUCGGCAUUCCCGCGCUGCCACCGAGCCACCCGGCGAUGGAUGAGUACAACACCGACUACGACAUCCUGUACCCCGUCUCCAACUUUAUUACGCCGUACAAGUUUGCCAUGGCCGAGCCCGCUGUUUCGUCGCCCUGGACGCUGGGCCACCCGCAGCAGGCCGACUUCAUGGUCCGUGCCACCGAGGACGAGAUCGAUGUCGAGGCCGCCACUCGACGCGUGACGCUCACCGUCAACCGGCCGGGCAUCAUCUGGAGCGUCAUUGCCUUUGACGCCGACAUCCUCGAGUGGGACCUGCCCAGCCCGCCGCCCGAGGGCAUGCAACGGCACCACCUCAAGGAGGUGUCGAGGCACGGCAUCGACCAGUGGUCUGUCAAGCUCCUCCUCCGCCUCUCGCCCGAGGCCGUCGCGGCGCUCCGAGCCGACGCGACACGCUCGCCCGGCCGUCUCAUUCGGUCGACCGGCGGCGUCGCAGAUGCACAGCGAGACCCGUCCAAGCUCUGGAUCGACUACUCGGGCCUGAUUGGAGAGGCCAUGUACCCGCAGUCCGCACGGUACGGCGCAGCGACGCGGGAGCGGCUGCCGAGCAUCGAAGUGCUCGAGAACAUGGACGGCGUCAUCACCCGCACCCACCCAGAAGUGGACGCCAUGCUGCUCAGCGUCGUUGCCGCUGUG
Acaromyces ingoldii is the source of this 2619-nucleotide messenger RNA. RefSeq lists its product as hypothetical. The record is from RefSeq and is a predicted model, not a curated record. Gene Ontology annotation, biological process: proteolysis. The annotation marks the transcript as partial. Gene Ontology annotation, molecular function: metalloexopeptidase activity. Lineage: Eukaryota; Fungi; Basidiomycota; Exobasidiomycetes; Exobasidiales; Cryptobasidiaceae. The transcript has 3 exons.